This is a messenger RNA of Truncatella angustata, 1251 nucleotides long. RefSeq names its product Alpha/Beta hydrolase protein. NCBI's taxonomy places the organism in Eukaryota, Fungi, Ascomycota, Sordariomycetes, Amphisphaeriales, Sporocadaceae. Gene Ontology annotation, molecular function: feruloyl esterase activity. The coding region runs from base 1 to 1251 and encodes 416 amino acids. The transcript is spliced from 2 exons. The record is from RefSeq and is a predicted model, not a curated record.
AUGAUUUUAGUCAUCCCUCUCAUUGCUCUGCUGGCUGCAUUGGCGGCAGCCUCUGAAUCUCAGACAGGCUGCAAAGCAAGUGAGCCACCUGUUUCAAUUGGCACGCGGCAUAAAACCACGCUUUCGCCUUCGAAUAGGACUUACACAUAUUUUCUUCCGGAAAAGUACGAUCAGAAAAAGGCCAACCCCCUGAUUAUCUCCUUUCAUGGCGCAUCCCGAACAUCGGACUGGCAGGCGAACCUAGAUCUUCUGACAGAUCCCUUCUUCAACAAAGAUCAUGUUGUCGUAUAUCCACAGGCAUUGCAGUACGGUGAUAGCAGCCAAUAUAUUUAUUGGCAAGGUGCGCCCAACGCGACAGCCGACGACGUAAGCUAUGUCAACGAUGUCCUGGGCGACGUUGAAUCCGAACUUUGUAUCGACAAAUCCCGUAUUUAUGCGACGGGCAAAUCACAAGGCGGUGGCAUGGUUGGGAUCCUUGCCUGCGACGCCGAGCUUUCGCGACGUAUCGCAGCUUUCGCGCCCGUGUCUGGGGCGUUUUAUACAACCGGCUCAGAGUCGGACCUGGUGUCUUGUGCAGACCCCCGGACCCUCGCCAUCACGUGCAACCCGGGGCGCGAAGACAUUCCGGUGCUUGAUUUCCACGGUGGGAACGAUACUACAAUAUCCAUCGACGGGGGCUCUCGCAAUGGUGGGUGUCUGCCAGAUAUACGACAUUGGGUCGAUGAUUGGGUGGAAAGAAACAACCUGACGGUGGCAUCGUCUGAGACGGAGAAGCUGAAUGGUAGCGCCGAGAUAUAUCGGUAUGGCAAGGGAAGCGAGAAAGGACUGGUGACUUUUGUCUAUGACGGCGACCACGUGAAUCACGACUGGCCGGCUACAGUCAACAACUCCGACAGUUGGACACAUGGGAGCGGCCCGGCUACUUUCAAUGCGAGUAGCAUCAUCAUGGAAUACUUUGCCAGAUAUACGUUGCCGCAGGAAGACAAUGAUACCUCCACGGGCGUAGUGACGCUGCCUUUCACCAUCCAAACAAGUACGGCAAGUGGUUCGGCGACGGACUCGGGUACGGUUGGGACGACAAGUACCAGUGUCGCAACAAAUACAGUGACAACAGGCUCCAGCACUACAGGAGCUAGCUCUUCAAGCACAUUGACCAGUGCUGCAAUCGCAGUUACGCUGUCACGCGGUAAUGAUUUGACCAUAACCAUUUGCCUUGGUCUUUCCUUGAUUUGGGGAGUGUUUGUAGCUUGA